AUGGCCCCCAAGGAUUCGGGACACAAAGGUGAUCUUCGCCGUGAUCGAGCCAGAACUCGUACGGCCAAAGAUCAAACCCCAUCCUCUCAAUCAUCCAACAAUCCCACGUCCAAACACAUCCAUCCCACACCGCAAAAUGCGCAAACAACAACCUCAAAUACUCAAAUUACCCCACAGCCUCUCAGCCCACAAACCCUCCAUCAACACAGUACCCAUCAACAAGCUCAACUCUCCCAAGAUCCAUACCAUGCGCAUACCAUACGCCAAAACGAGAUUCGGAGCCUCCAAAACAGUUUCGGAGUAGAAAUUCCAUCCGAGCUCUACCAAAACAAAAUAUCGGGAAUUUAUCAAAGUCAAACAUACACCCCGAUUCCAACGCAAACCUAUACACCCACCCAAGCAUAUUCGAUCCAGUAUCUAGCCCCCGAAAACGUAGUUCCAUACACAGAAGAGCCCACAGACGAUAAUAAUACAUGGACCGAAACUCAUGAUGACUACAAGAUCAAUGCACAAGAUAUGAUGGACAUGAGCGACGAUUUGAUUGGUAUGGGAGGCCAAUUUCCAGUAUAUUCAUAUCAGACGCCGCGAUGUUCCUACUCGGUUUCUCAAAUGGAAGCAGAUAUGGUGUAG
Molecule: messenger RNA, 630 nt
Organism: Sclerotinia borealis F-4128
Lineage: Eukaryota; Fungi; Ascomycota; Leotiomycetes; Helotiales; Sclerotiniaceae
Source: the annotation of a GenBank genome assembly